Aspergillus eucalypticola CBS 122712 is the source of this 642-nucleotide messenger RNA. RefSeq names its product putative small nuclear ribonucleoprotein (LSM7). Bases 92 to 502 code for a protein of 136 amino acids. The record is from RefSeq and is a predicted model, not a curated record. Lineage: Eukaryota; Fungi; Ascomycota; Eurotiomycetes; Eurotiales; Aspergillaceae. Gene Ontology annotation, cellular component: spliceosomal tri-snRNP complex; U12-type spliceosomal complex; U2-type prespliceosome. Gene Ontology annotation, molecular function: RNA binding. The transcript has 3 exons. Gene Ontology annotation, biological process: nuclear-transcribed mRNA catabolic process; mRNA splicing, via spliceosome.
CUAAUUGGCCCAAACCCACCCUUUCACACAUAAUCUACUACUAAGUGCUUUCCCCCCCCUCCCAACUUAAACACUCCCUCCCAGCCAAGCCAUGUCCGAAAGAGGCUCGUUCCGUGGAGGUGGUCGCGGCCGCGGCGGAGGCUAUGAGCGGUCUGGCGGUCGUGGCGCCCACAGAGGUGGCGGUGCUGGUGGCGGUGCUCAGCAGCAGCAGCAGCAGGAGAAGCCCAAGAAAGAAAACAUCCUCGAUCUGAACAAGUACAUGGACAAGGAGGUGCGCGUCAAGUUCAAUGGCGGUCGUGAGGUUGUUGGUCUGCUCAAGGGAUACGACCAGCUCAUGAACCUGGUCCUGGACGAUGUCAAGGAAUCCAUGCGCGAUGACGAGGGCAAUGAGAACACUCGCUCGCUGGGUCUCGUCGUGGCCCGUGGCACCAUCAUCGUCCUGAUCUCGCCCGCCGACGGCAGCGAGGAGAUUGCCAACCCCUUCGUCCAACCCGAAGAGUAAUCACGUGCUCUGAGGCCGAUAUCAGAGCAACUUGGCGGUUUGUUGGUGCCUGAUGCGGUGUUUCCUUGGAGUGACCAGCCAUGUGCAUGCCCCGCACAAUUGACGACAAUGGUUGCAGCACUCGUCCGCCUCACGUCCUG